Messenger RNA from Oryzias melastigma (Indian medaka), 2891 nucleotides. It is a transcript of the gene cbx6b, whose product is annotated as chromobox homolog 6b. The transcript has 5 exons. The record is from RefSeq and is a predicted model, not a curated record. NCBI's taxonomy places the organism in Eukaryota, Metazoa, Chordata, Actinopteri, Beloniformes, Adrianichthyidae. Bases 692 to 2290 code for a protein of 532 amino acids.
UCUUCUCUCAUUAAACUCCCAUCAGCAUCAGGUGUGUUGUGUUCGGGCAUGCGCACUAAAACCGCUGUGAAGCUUUUUUUUUCCGCGGGGAGCACUGAGCUCUGAUUUAUGGGCUGUCUGCACCCCAUAAUUACUGCGCGCGCUGUGCAAUUGAGCUGGAAAACAGUUUACCUAAAGGGAGGAAAAACACCUUAUUAUGGUUUGCACGUGACAGAAAUGUCAAUAUGUGCUAUAAAAAAGAAAAGAGGAAAAUGUCUUCAUGUUUACAAAAAAUAAAAAAUAAAAAAGUGUUUUUAUAACCUGCUGGAACAGGAGAAUAUGGUUGUAGAUGUUGGAGCAUUGAUAGAAAAAGAGUGUGAUAUAAGUAUAUCCAUCCAUCCAUCCAUCCAUCCCUCCAUCCAUCCAUCCAUCUCUUUCUCACCCCUCUCUCUGUCUGUAUUAAUAGGCUGCAUCUCUCCCGCACAGGAGCACAUGCGCGCUGAGGAGAGAAGAGCAGCUCCAUCUCCUCUCUCCUGCUUUCAUUUGGACUCACUUGUGGUGCAGAACAUGCAUGAAGUGUUCCCUCGUCCUCUCCUGUGUUCUCAUGCUGAUUGAUGCUCUCCUCAUUUCCUCAUAAGGAUUGUUUUUGAUUUCUGAUCAGGACGCUCCCGCCGCCAAACUGAAGUUUAUCGUUGUUAUCUUGGCCGCCGGGAUGGUGGCCUUCAUCGGAGCGGUUAUCUGCAUCAUCGCGGCUGUCCACACCGGAUCCUCCAGGGCUGCUGCGGCGCAGCGGCAGCCCGCGGCCGACAACCGCUCUCUGUUCCCGGACGCGGCUGCGCAGAACCCCCCCGCCCGCGUGGGAUCCCUGGGAGCUCUCCACGGUUCUGAAAGUCCCGAUUCGGAGGCGCCCACCUUCAACAUCGGCUUGGAUGGCUUCACUGGACUCACCGGGCACGACCCGACCGUCAGCCGGCUCAUCUGCACCCCGAUCCCCGCUGGGGAGUGCAACCCCAGAAACUUUCAGCAACAAGCGGAUGACCCGUCGCUGUACGCGGGGGAGGACUGGGGGUACCUGCGCACCACCGCCGAGGAGCUCCGGCAGACGGUCCUGCAGCAGAAGGACCAAAUCCUGACGGACCAGCGGACCAUCCGGGAGCUGACGGGGAAGCUGUCCGAGUGCGAGAAGGGGCUGGGCAGGGGUCGUAGGGGCGGGGGCGCAGCGGCCCUCCGCGCCCUGGAGGAAGCGCCCCUGGAGCGCAUCAUGGUGCGGGACAGCCCCGCACAGGACGCCGCGCAUCACCUGCUCACCGUGAGAGCCGUGGAUGAGCUGGAGCAGGCCAUCACGCAACUCAAAGACCGCAUAGAGAAGCUGGAGUCAGACAUUGGCCCGUUUCCACACAACCGGACGGACAAUGACGCCUCCGACGAGGCGGAGGAAGACGGCAUUACCGGUGACCCGGAAAGGUCCGGCAGUCCCGGGCACAGAUCUGACGUUGGCAGGCCCUGGACGAUGGAGGACUUGGAAGGAGAGCUGGAGAGGAAGGUGGAGCUGCUGGAGAAAGAGAGAAAAGCCCUGAGGCUGGAAACAGAAAAACACAGACAAGAAAUCGAGCGGAGCAUCAAUAAAAUACACCACCGGAUCUCAGGCCUGGAGGAAGUUCCCUCAGGAAAUUCUUUCCCCGAGGGCUUCAGGCUGUCCUUUCCCACGCGGACCAACUACAUGUUUGCUCUGAUGAAGCACCCGAUUCCAAAGCUGCGAGCCUUCACCGCCUGUCUGUGGCUGCGUCCGGCGGGGGGAGGCAUCGGGACCCCCAUCUCCUACGCCGUCCCUGAAGAGCCCAACGAAAUGGUGCUCCUGCAAGGCCUGCACGCUCCCGCUGAGCUGCUCGUCAACGGCAAGGGGGUAGAGUUGCCUCUUAACCUUAGCCGAGGCAGCUGGCAACACAUCUGUGUGAGCUGGACCCAAAAGGGGGGUGCAUGGCAGGCGUACCAGGGGGGCAAACACAGAGGCUCGGGGACCGGACUGGCAUCUGGACAUCACAUCCGACCUGGAGGAAUGCUUGUUCUGGGGCAGGAGCAGGAUUCACUGGGUGGAGGUUUUGACUCGUCUCAAGCCUUUGUUGGAGAAUUGUCUCAGGUGGGGAUUUGGGACCAGGUUCUGUCAUCCGCUCAGGUGGCCAGCUUGGCGCGAUGUGGCGCGGUGACGCCAGGCGGCGUUGCCCGAUGGAGCGAGGACGGUGUGGAGUCAUACGGUGGAGCAACGAAAGACCCCGGCGAACCGUGCAGUAAACACAACCGACGCUCACAGUGACUGAAACAGAAGUAAACAAAAAAAAUCUGUCAUUUUACACAGGAAAAUGGGAAAAUUGAUUUAGGGACACAAAGUGUUUAAAUGCAAUUUGUGAUUUUCUUUUGCUUUUUUCAUUAGACUUUAGCGUCAAGCUAGCGCUACAUUUAGCUCAAAACUGCUAUAAUUAGGUUAAAAUUUCGUUAUUAUGAUUACAGUUUAUAUUUACUAACGAAAAGAAAAAAAAGUUAUGUUGUUCGUUUGGGAUUAUAAGCCAAAAAAAAGUCUAAUUUCACUGGUUACAACAACAUGACUUUAGUUUACUAGCAUGCUAGCUUGCUACCACCAACUGGUAGCAUCUUGCUAACAGUCCAUCACUCAAUUGUUUAAGAUGUUUUUGACUUUUUUAAACUGUUUUUGUUGAAUGUAAUCUACAUAAGAAUGUCAUUGUCAGAUAAAGAUUGUCAUUUUAACAAAAAUGUUUAUUUUGACAUGGACUAAACAGUGAAAGAAUUGAUAUUUGGCAGAGUAGCACGCUGGAACACUUUAAAUGACCCAUAGCAUUAAACAGGCCUGAUUAUCACUAGCUUAGCAUGAUUCAGUCUGAUUUCGUUAUGUAGGCAGA